Danaus plexippus (monarch butterfly) is the source of this 9605-nucleotide messenger RNA. It is a transcript of the gene tou, whose product is annotated as bromodomain adjacent to zinc finger domain protein 2B. Bases 641 to 7957 code for a protein of 2438 amino acids. Lineage: Eukaryota; Metazoa; Arthropoda; Insecta; Lepidoptera; Nymphalidae. Gene Ontology annotation, molecular function: protein binding; DNA binding. The transcript has 53 exons. The record is from RefSeq and is a predicted model, not a curated record.
GGGACCGGUCGCGGCAUACGUAGCCGAGCCAUCUUGCUAGCGGCCGUCGAAUCGUACGCGUCUCAACAAAUACACUAAUUCGUAUUAAUUAAUUAUUAUUAAUAAUAUAUGUAUAUAUAAUAAGUUAUACAGUGCCGUGUUGUAGUGUAUCUGGUGCAGUGUUUGUUGUUGUUGUGUGUGUUGUUAGAUGUGGAUCGUGGAUGUAUAGGUGUAGGUGUGUAGUCAGCAGUCUUUGUGCGCGACAAUUAUCAUUCUGAUCGAUUCGUCCGCGCGGGGGUGUGCAGCCGGCCCGUUUUAUAUCUUUUGUUGUUUUGUAACGCUGCUAAAUCAAUAAUUUUAGUGGCUAGCGGCCAUCGCGUUCUUAAUUCGAACAGUUUGACGUUUAACGCUUUAGGUGUUUUAACGGUGCGCGAUCCGAACUGUUACUUUAACGAGGUUCUUUGUGAUGCUUUGAAUAUCCUACGGACGUACGAGAUUCUAUUAUUAAUAUAUAAUAAAGAUUGCUGUGACGGAUGCACUCUUCCAAGCAGUCAUCGUCAUGUGAGUGAGAGUGCUGUGAGAGUGGAGUGCAGUGCAGUGAUGAGUGUAGUGACGGAGUGCACCCGCACUUAUGAAUGAUAGCGGUUAUUGAAGGUGUGGUAUGGAUAAGGAGAACGGCGAGGAUCCGGCUGCGAAGCCGCCUCCUGAUGGCCUCCUCGACCCAUCAGGACUCUUCGGAGCGUACUGGGGUCGCGAGGGAGCGUCCGCUGCGCAGGCGCAGGCUCAGGCCCAGGCCGCUCUGUUUGGUUUCGGAUCGCGGUACCCCCCGCCCACAACACUCGGGGUCGCCGCUAACCAGGCCGCCUCGCUCAGCUUACACCCCGCAGCCAGUGCGGCAUGGUGGUCGAUGGCGUCCCACCUCGCGGCUCAGGAUUACCUGGCGCGGUUACAGGCAUCCGGUCUAAGUUUCCCACCACUCGGUGACCCCUACGCCGCCCUAUCAGCGCUCGCUGCCGGCAAGCACAAACAAAAGACGCAACGGAAUGACGGCAGGUCUGGCCGUGGGUCGUCCGCCAAAGAGAAGCCUCCAGCUACCAGCACCAGCUCUCAACCGACCAUUCCUGACUGGGGGUCAUCGUACGGAUUCCCUCCAUCAUCAACGCCGUCUGGGUCGCUGUCAUCGUUGGCGUCUCUCAACAGUCUCGCACAACAGCCACACUCCAAGCACAAGCCGCCCACUAACAGAAAAAGUUCGAGUGCCAGUAAAGAGAAGGAGUCAAGGGAUUUAAUGCUGGCACAUUCAGCGUAUCACGCAGCACUCACUAAGGGAAAGGGUAUGUCCUCGUUGUACCCGUUCGGGACUCCUGACAAGGACCGCCGCGGCAUAGAUUCCUUCACGGGUUUGCCGCACACCAUACUCAGUGCUGCUCUGGAAGGAGGCGAUCCCUCAUCAGUGCUGGGCGGGGUUCGGCUGCCUCCGGACACAGAGAUCAUUAAAUAUACCUCGUCUCUAGCGGGGCCCAAGCUCGCGCCGGGGUCGACGACCCGUGGCCGAAAGAAAACUAUCUCAUUGGACCCGCCGCGGGUGUCGGUGCACCCGGCGUCACCCGCCGCGCCGCCCACACCCAACAAGAGACAGAAAGUGGACGAAUUCGGCAACUCCCGUUCGUCGGUGGAGGUGAUCCGCCUGCCCAGCAAGCCGGACAGGAACAACGUGCCCACGCCGCCGCCCAACCUGUCGGACUACGCCGGUAUAUCACGGGAGUUACUACAAACUAUCGCCAGCCAGAGCGGAGUGAGUCUAGCGGCGUUGGAGAGACAGCUGCAGCCGGCUAACAACGAACCAGGUCUCAACCUGAGCACGAAAUCCGCGAACAACUCCGAGGACACGCCGCUAGACCUGGGCCUCAAGGACGAGGACACUCCGCUGAACCUCUCUCUUAAACCCACACCUCCGAACACUCAAGCCUCGGACGCGUUAUCCCGGCUCACUUCGUUAAGUAGUUCACUAAGUGCGUCUAACGACCGGAUAUCUCGCCGCAAGCCCGGGGCCAAGCCGCGCCGUGUCGCGCCUGACGCUCACGACUCGCCGCGACCCAAGUCCAGUGGCAGUGAGGAUAGCGAGUCUCUCCCAACAUGGCCGUCGAGAGAAGGUCGUCCGCGGAACCUCGGGAGAGGAGUCAGCAAGCCCAAGAAGAAUACCGUAGCGUCCCUCCUCGCCCAGAGCAGAGCCCUGGGACUCCGCCCCGCGCUCGCCCAGCAGCUCCUGGCGGAGACAGACAUAGACAAGUUGCGUGUUCUGCUGGGCGAGACUGCCAGCACGGACUCCGAGUGCCCUUCAGACUCGAACCCCUCAGACUCGGACACCUCGGACGGGGGCAAGAGAAGCAACGACCCGCAGCUGAGACUACCCCUGGCGCUCGGCUGGAAGCGAGUAACUGUCAUCAAGGGUCUGUCUCGUAACUGUAACAUAAAGGGGGACGUGAGCUACACGCCGCCCGAACCCAACACCGGCAUCACUAUCAGGACGGCGGACGAGCUGAACGCGUUCUUGGAGUCCAACCCCAGCGCGCCGCUAUCCCGGGACUCGUUCAGCUUCAGCGCCCGCGUGUUGCUGGGAGAGUACGUGCAGCACACACACGAGGAGCCUGUCGUCAUGACCGAGACCGAGAUCACUAAACGGUUAGAAGAAGCUCGAGCUUUGGCGGCCCUGAGUGGACGACCCACCCCGCCCCCCCUGGAGCGCCGCAUGGAGCUGGCGAGGAGGCAGCAGGCCGCCAGGGACGCGAGGAGAGACGGCAGAGGCAGGGACCAGGCUCGUCUAGUCAGGGAAAUAGAGAGAUCCGAGAAGGCGGAGGUAGUUAAAAGAGAAAAGGAGGCUCGGAGUGCACAGCUACUAGAGCAAAUCAACAAGAGCAGAUCGCAGCUCACGAUCGAGGCUUUGCCGCAAAAGCAUACGGACGAAUGGAAAAUACCAGAGAUCGGGCCGGUCGUGAAAAACAGAGACAAAACGAUGCCCCAGAUAAGCUUGUCCCUCAUACCGGUCAGCGGCCUGAAAGACAGCCCCAUAAAGACCCUGAACUUGGACCAGAACUGGAAAGGAGAACUCGAGGAGUACAAUGCGCUGGAUAAGAUGAAAGACUUCGCUGAGAAGGCGUCCUUCGACCUACCGAAACGUCCCAACGACAAAUACUUUGACUUCAGCCUGACCAAAACCCCGGACAAAAGAAAGGCUCCAGACAAAGAAAACAAUCUAGACAAACUUAUAGAAUCAUAUUCUAGGAUAACGGAGUUCAUAAACGGCUGUGAUUGGUCGAAAUUGAGAGGCGACAAAAAAGCCGACGACCCAAAGAGCUUGGAACAGAAGUAUCUGGACGCCAAAAACGAGUUCAUGUCACAGAACCUGAUGCUGAUGCCCAAAGACGGGCAGAAAUCGGUUCUGAAGGAAGUGAUAGAUCUCAGCGGGGAUGACGAUAUACUGAAAGACAUUAUAACCAAAAAGAUAAACAGAGGAACGUUCCAUGUGGGGAAAGACGGAGCUUUAUCGAUAUCGGUACAGCCGUGCAAGGACGCGAGUCCGGCUAAGAAGAGAAAACAAGAGGAGUUGGAGAAGCAGAAAAUGGAAGAUCAGGCGAAGAGGCAGCAGGAGAGAGAAAUCAAACGUCAACAGGCGAUGCUCCUUAAAGAGCAGCAAAAAUACAUAACGGAGGAAAGGGAAAGAAGACGACAGCACACAGCGUUCAUUCGUCAGCUGGACGCGAGGAGACGCUGGGAGGAUCGCGAGAGAAGAAAACAUCAGAAUCUUCUGGAUAGACUUCUGGCUAAAGAGAAGAAGCUGCAGCAGAGAAGGAAGGAAAUGGAAUUACUAGCUGAGUUAAGACGUCCUCAAGAAGACUCGUCUCUAUCAGAUCACAAGCCGCUCCCCAAGUUAGACCGUAUCCCAGGUCUUCGCAUCCCGGGCCAGGCGAUGGCAGACCUGUUGCAGGUGUACGAGUUCCUUCACAACUUCGGACAGGCGCUGGGAUUCGAAGUGGAGUCACUGCCUACACUGGACACGUUGCAGAUGGGUUUGAUACCGACCUGCAGCCAGGAGGCCGAGGACGAGCUGAUGAGUGUGCUAACUAAACUGCUCGUGGUGGCCAUCGAGGAGCCGGGCAUACCUCACCCGGGCCGCCACACUACGUUGCUCGGUCACGCGCUCCGCCUGGCUGAGCUCACCCCGGACACGCUCAGUGAGGUGCUCAGGAUAUACUUGUACGCUUGUGCCACCGCCGAAGUUAAAGCUCUCACUGGUCUGACCGUGGAGCGAGAGCGAGACCGUCGCGUGGCCGACCACCACCAGAGCGACGCGGAGAUGCAGAUGACCUUCGCCAGUAGUAAGAACACUACCUACUACGAGCACCUACAUAGCAACGCCACUUAUAAACUAUCUGAACUCCUCCGCGACAAGCCGUUCGCGUCCCUGCCUCCGUCCAGUAAGUGUCGUAUGAUGGCCCGCGUGUGCGACGAACUGCUCCAGAGCCGCUCGGUGUUGAGACAGCUGGAUUCGUCGCUCGAACACCUGGCACAGCUGCGAAGAGACCGCUACCUGCUGGACACUAGGAUACGCAAAGUACGUGUGCUACAACAACGGAAAGCCCGAGCGGAGGCCGCGGAGAGGCAACAGGCCGCCGCACUCGAUCGCAUGCACAGAAUGGUCGACGACUCACACACACACGCACACGAGACAGAAGACAAACCGGAAACGCCCAAAAAGGAAUCGUCGCCGGACAAACAGCACACGCCGUCGCCGUUCAAGGACGAGAGCGACAAGGAACUGUCCCCGCUGAAGGACCUCAGCAAGAAGAUGUUGAACAACAACAAGGACGAUGACGUCAAGGACAAGGAUGACGUCAUGGCCGACUGUGACGGCUUGCUGAGUGACCUGGAGAGCGAGGGCACGCAGCCCGAAGAGGAUGAAGACAAGAAUUUAUCUUCAGAGGAAUUAUCUAGAAAAUUGGAGAAGUUGUUGCGACAGUCCGAACAACAGUUGCUGGCCUUAGCUGCUGGUUCGCACGAGCUAAGGGCCACUUGCUACGGACAGGACAGAUAUUGGCGGCGUUACUGGUCGCUGGGGAAGGCGGGCGGCGUGCUAGUGGAGGCGCUGGAGUCAGCACAGCCCGAGACUAUUGAUUACCACGACCGAAGGGAACGGGCGGCGCUUGCAAAGGAAGACACUCUGAAUUCUGAUAAUCCUGACCCUGAGUCGGUGGAGGUCGACGCUGAAGCUGAAGCCCAGGAGCUGAGGAGCAUCAAGAACGAAUUGAACCUCAGCGACCGGACACAGAUUAUAAAAUAUGAACCAAACGUAACACACGGAGUCUGCAAAGUUGAAGGUUCAAUAAAGAUGGAAGAGAAGUACAUCCAACAUAAACAAAGCAACGAAGAAGAGGACAUGCUGGAUAUAGAAGACUCCAUACCCACGGCCUUCCUGGUGCAGAAGCCAACACACAAGCCCAUGUUCGCCCAACAAGCGGAACAGAUAGACAAACCCCAAGAGAUCGUGAAAGUAGAGAACAUCGUUAAGAGCGAAGCGGAACAAGAAGAAGAGAAAGAGAACACGGUCAACAACCUAGAAGAGUUGAGGAAAAUGGCGGAAGCCGUCUCCUCAGAGCUGAACGCGGCCAAGAAAGCGGAAGCCGAUAAAAUAGAGAUGGAAGCUAAGAUGGAAGAGACCAAACAGGCGGAGGUCGAAUCAGCUCACAGUGUACUGUACACCAAGAUGUUAGAAGGGAAAUGGUUCUCAAUACUCAGACACGAGAGCUCAUUUUUGAAUGACAUCAACGAUAAGCACGAUAUAGCGGUGUUCUGUGACAACGAGCACACGUGUUCGGAGGUCAUCAACUGUCAGGGUCACAAGUGGGACGUGUCCAACAAUUUACACCUGCUGAACGACCCGAGUCUGUUCACGUUGAACUCUAUGGUGACGAGCGUCCAGGUGCCGGCCAAUAACGUGUACGCCGACUCCAGCCUGACGAUGUCGGGCAUAGACCAGGACGAGUUAGACUCGAGCCUCGGCAAGGACGCCCAGGAUGUGGACAUGGAGGAGAACAAGGAACUGGAAACGGAUGUAGAUAAAGAGGUGCAAUCCGUAACUAAGGACAUAUCCCAAAAGACGAAAGCCUCCAACCUAUCAAGUCUAGGUCUUCUAAAUUUCAACGCCCUCUCAACCUACGUGACCUGCGACAGUCCUCCUCCCAUACAGAUGACGGCCGAUGAACUGGAACAGCUGGAGAAUGCUAAAAUUCACGGACUACCCAAAAAAGUCGAGGGCAGCUAUGUACCUAAGGAGCUGAGACACGGCUGGUGGCGUAUCUCCCGGCCGGAACAGCUCCAAGAAUUGCUGGAGGCGCUUCAUCCUCGAGGAGCGAGGGAGAGGGAGCUACAGGCAGCACUCACACAACACCCGCCCACUAUUAAUAACAAGCUAUACAUAGACCCCGGUAGUCCCCGGGCUCGCCUCACUACACCGGCCGACCUCUCCGAGGAGGGUUACCCUCCACCCGAUACUCCCGGGUCGUUUUGUGCACUAACCGCGCGCAGGGUGGAUAUGCAACUGUUAGCUAUGGUGGAAGCUUUAGAGGAGAGGGUCGCAGCGGCGUCUAUGCAGGUGAAGGGCUGGCGAGCAGCUCGUCUGGCGUUACCGGCGGCGGCCACGGGCGCCGAGAUCGUAGCGAGAGCCAGACACAAGCUGGCGUCGCUCGAGGCUCACAUCGAGCGACGGUACCUCAAGCCGCCGCUCGUACAGAGGUACGUGCCCGACGGCGGCCGGACCGCGACUGAGAGUUCAUCGGAAGUGCUGGGAGCAGCGCUCCAGGCGGACGGGACCGCGCAUUCAGAUGCACAGGAACACAAGUCGGAUAAGGGCAUCUCCCGCGGCCUGUGCGUUUGGCGAGAGGCGGUGUCUCGCUGCAACACGUCCGCUCAGCUCGCCAUGUUACUGCACGCCCUGGAACACGCCGUGGCCUGGGACAAGAGCAUCAUGAAGGCGAAUUGUCAGUUCUGUUUGUCCGGUGACAACGAGGAUCAGCUGUUGCUGUGUGACGGCUGCGACAAGGGCUACCACACGUACUGCUUUAAACCGCGCAUGGAGAAGAUACCCGACGGAGACUGGUAUUGUUGGGAGUGCGUGAACAAGGCCCGCGGCGGCUCCCGCGAGCGUGUUUGUAUCGUGUGCGGCGGCGCGGCGAGGGGCAGAGCCCUACCCUGUGCGUUAUGUGUAAGGGCCUACCACCUGGACUGUCACUACCCUCCGCUUACUAAGAUGCCCCGCGGCAAGUGGUACUGCUCGCAGUGCGCGUCGCGAGCGCCCGCGCGUAGGCCGAGGAAGGGGAAAAAAGAUAAGAACAAAGAUUCAGAUCUAGACGGAGCCAUGGUGCCGAGUCCCGCGGCCUCACACGCCUCGACGUCGACUACGGCCGAGGAGGGCGUUCUGCCGGCACCCGAGCCGGAGAGAGAUGACCCCGACACCGACGGACUUACACAUAACGUUUCAGUUGACACCUGCGAUGAGAGCCACGCUUCAGGUAACGGAGCUCUACUCAAUGACACCAAUUCGGAAGACCACGAAUCGGAAAACCUACCGCUUCUAUCCCGUGCCAAGAAAGAGAAAAACAGUGCCAAAAAACAACUCAAGGAUAUGCAAUUCUGCAAGAAUCUUCUGUGUGAGAUGGAAUGCCACGAGCACGCUUGGCCGUUCCUGGUGCCGGUGAACACUAAACAGUUCCCGCAGUACAGGAAAGUUAUCAAGUCUCCGAUGGACCUGUCAACCAUCAAGAGGAAACUCCACGAGUCCGGCUACAAAUGCAAGGAGGAGUUUGCUUCCGACGUCCGUCUGAUAUUCAGUAACUGCGAGGUGUUCAACGAGGACGAGAGUCCCGUGGGCCGAGCGGGACACUGUAUGAGGGAGUUCUUCGAGAGGAGAUGGGAACACGCAUAGACGCCGUGGCCGUGAACAGGAGGGUCGAUGACCGUGAACGCUAGUCGAUGACCGUGAAACUCGAGUCAUCAGUCGUGAACAGCGCUGCCAUCGACCGUGAACGACUCGUGUGUCGUGUAAAUAUUAAUGAUAUAACCUCGUCAGCCGGAGCGGAAGUCGUCGUGAUCAUAUCCGUACCGGUGGCGUGAGAUAUAUAUUAUUGUCAAAUUUUAACUGUAUCUAUCUCUGCCUAGUAACCGAUGUGACAAAAUAUUUUUUCAUAUAAUUUUCUAUCUUUAAUAACCUAGUGUUAGUGGACCGUUAUGUACGUCACUGCCAAAACACGCGUGUGUCGCGACUCACUCAACAUUAUUUAUUGUGCUCUGUGCAAGCUCUCGCUGUACAGACGAUGUGUUUUAAUGUAAUCUAUGGUCUAGGCGCUGAACGCGUCGGUUGAGUCUACUUCAGGCGCUGGUCGCCAUGUUUGUUUUUGGAUUAUGACUUUAUUUCCUUGGGCACAUCAUAUAGCAUAUCGAACAUUACUUUAACAUUCCCAACAAAAUGUAACCUUACGGCCUCGAGAUUAGGUCACAAAAUCGAACGGGACGGGCGCGUUAGAAUCUCAAACGUAAAUGUUACAAAGGACGCACAGAUCGGACUGUUUGUAAAUAUUAGUUAGUGACCCGCAGGACUCGCGGGUCUAGGGAGCUUAGUGUCGAUGUCGUUUCUGUAUCAUUUUUGUAAUUUUCGUAGCAACGAAGCAGUAUUCAUAUUGUCUGCAUUUUACUAAUCGAUUCCAGUCGUGUCUAGAUGUACGCAGGCGGGUACAGGCGGGUACAGGCGGGUACAGGCGGGUACAGGCGGGUACUCCGCCCUCGGCCGCUUCAGAUGUUUGUCUAGGAGCGACUGCCGGAUACUAGCGGGCAUACUCCCCGGGGCCGAUCUUCUAGCAUAGGAUAGUUUAGGCCUAAAUUCGUGAAAAAAAAUAAUAAUAUGAAAAAUCUCGAAUUUAUUCCUCUCGUAUUGAUAUCUCGUUAUAUUUAUGCUCUCAUAUAAUAUUUUAUUACAUUUUUUUUCGUGUAUUUCAAAUUUUUUUUUAUAUGUUUAAUAUUCUGAUUCUGGUCAUAAAGCGGUAUUUCCAUAAUAUUUUAUUUAUUUCGUUAAGUCUUCACGCGUUCCGUGUCGCUGAACAUUAUCCUAAGUCUCGCGAGCAGGUCGCCGCGUGUCAGUGCCGAGUCUGACGCGGCCUAGUUAGUCUCGCUGAUGUAAAUUAUAUAUAUGUAUUGUUACAGUAUUAGCCGGCCGCUCGCUCCGCGGGCGCGUGUGUAGGUAGCGUCUCAUUCCUAGCACAAACGUGUUCUCUAUCGAGUAUUUCAAAGUAUUACUUGUUCUACUGCAGCUUUUAAUUUUACUACACUGUGGUGGAAUACACGACGGGAUGGUCGGGACUUAAAUUAUUAUAUCUAGUUGUGUGUCUCCGCCGAGGUAUGUUUUUUGAAACUGAACUCUACUGCCAGUGAAUGAGGUCUGUGUUUGAUUGCGGAACGUAUUUCGGCGGCGCUCGAGGCGUGUCUGAGAAGUUAUAGUUUUAUGUGUGAAUUGGUUGAUUUUAAACUAUGAAAUGGAUAUAUGAAUUAUAUAUACGAAUAAAUAAAUAAUUUUUGAAGCA